AUGCGGCUUCAACGCUUGUUCGCGACGCAUCAUCAGUGUGUGCAAGCACGACAGCGUCAUGGAGCAGGAAUGGUGGGCGCGCACCCUCUAGACGGCGCCAAGCGUCAUGAGCAACUCCGCCCAGGACGGCUUAUGCUGGUCGAAAACCAGCCCCGACGCGUGAAACCUCCGCAUCGGAAGCUUGCACACGAAUCGCACCUGCCUUACGACCCCUACCCGCAGAGCGGAAGACGGAAGCGCCUGACACUGUUUCUAACCCGUGAGUAA
Rangifer tarandus platyrhynchus (Svalbard reindeer) is the source of this 267-nucleotide messenger RNA. The record is from the annotation of a GenBank genome assembly. Lineage: Eukaryota; Metazoa; Chordata; Mammalia; Artiodactyla; Cervidae.